Aspergillus wentii DTO 134E9 is the source of this 951-nucleotide messenger RNA. RefSeq lists its product as uncharacterized. NCBI's taxonomy places the organism in Eukaryota, Fungi, Ascomycota, Eurotiomycetes, Eurotiales, Aspergillaceae. The transcript has a single exon. The record is from RefSeq and is a predicted model, not a curated record. The coding region runs from base 1 to 951 and encodes 316 amino acids.
AUGACAUCAACGCCAUCGCUCUCCACUCCAUCACCUCCCUCGAAGGUCGGAAUCGGCAUGAACCCAGAAGUACCAAAAGCGGAUCCAAUGCCUGAUUUCCUGGCCGAACUUCCCCCCGGGACCCCAGAGGUCAUCGCCUCCAACGUAAAGGCAAUCAAAUCCGCCCUCCGCAAGCAUCUGGAGGAAGGCGGCGAGCCCAAGUCCGACUAUAUCGUGAUCUCUUAUGUUGGGCCCCAUGUGGUCCAACAGCUGAUCAAUAACCCCCGCCAGUUUGGUGGGCCGGCAAUACGACUGUUCUACAAUGAAGAUCUGCGAAAGUUGGUGGUCAAAAUUCCCAGAAAACCUCACGAACGGGCCACCGAGCAUCUUGAUUCUUUCAUUACGCAUCAAUUGUUUACCAUGGGGCUCCAGGCACACCUCGCUCUCGAAGGCUCUGCGACAGUCCAGGACGCACCCUACGCCAAGGAACCCGACGCCUCCUACCAGCCACGAGAGAACAUCCCAGGACGAGACAGCAGGUGGCCAAGCGUGGUCGUGGAGGCCGGGCUCUCAGAGGGUCUUGGUCGACUCCGCAUCGACGCGCAAUGGUGGCUACUCAGGUCUAGAGGCCAGGUCAAGUUGGCCAUCGUCAUUUCCGUGAAUCGAAAUGAGCCCAGGAUUCUUUUCGAGCAGUGGGAGGCUUACUCCGGCCCGAGCAGGAGUGGCCAUGACCUUCGCAGUGACAGUAGGGGCGAGUUGCGGGCAGAGCGAACCCACCGGAUCACCAUCACUCAUCAGCUGGGCACGACUACCACCGUCGGGGAUCCCUUGGUGAUUCCCUUCAGGAGCGUCUUCUUGAGAGAUCCCGCCAACGCUGUCGAGCAGGACUUUGUGCUCACCAGAGCGGAUCUCGAGCUGAUUGCUGGUUUUGUCUGGGAGGCGCAGGGCUUCAUCCAGAAGGCUUCACGUUGA